Messenger RNA from Sander lucioperca (pikeperch), 2590 nucleotides. It is a transcript of the gene crnkl1, whose product is annotated as crooked neck pre-mRNA splicing factor 1. The record is from RefSeq and is a predicted model, not a curated record. Gene Ontology annotation, biological process: spliceosomal complex assembly; mRNA splicing, via spliceosome. NCBI's taxonomy places the organism in Eukaryota, Metazoa, Chordata, Actinopteri, Perciformes, Percidae. Bases 174 to 2447 code for a protein of 757 amino acids. The transcript is spliced from 14 exons. Gene Ontology annotation, cellular component: post-mRNA release spliceosomal complex; Prp19 complex; precatalytic spliceosome. Gene Ontology annotation, molecular function: protein binding.
UUGGCUUGUACUCGUUGCUCGCAAGGCAUUCUGGGUACUGUCAUGGUAGCUGGCGCUUAAUGUUGCCAAAACGUUUCGGUACCUGGUUUUAGUUUUGUUGUUUUCUAAACGUUUUAAGUGCGUUUGGUAGCUUUAAUUGUUCAGUGUCUUUGUUGUUAAUACUGCCAUUAGCCAUGGCUUCCACCGCGGCGGGCAAACAGCGGAUACCGAAGGUGGCGAAGGUGAAGAAUAAAGCUCCCGCAGAGGUUCAGAUCACCGCCGAGCAGCUGCUCAGGGAAGCCAAAGAGAGGGAGCUCGAACUUCUGCCGCCGCCACCCAAACAGAAGAUCACCGAUGAGGAGGAGCUGAACGAUUACAAACUCAGGAAGAGGAAGGGGUUUGAGGACAACAUCAGAAAGAAUCGCACUGUCAUCAGUAACUGGAUCAAAUACGCACAAUGGGAGGAAAGCCUGAAGGAGAUCCAGAGGGCCCGUUCCAUUUACGAGCGAGCGCUGGACGUCGACCACCGCAACAUCACUCUGUGGCUGAAGUAUGCCGAGAUGGAGAUGAAGAGCCGGCAGGUGAACCACGCCCGCAACAUCUGGGACAGAGCCAUCACCAUCCUCCCGCGUGUCAACCAGUUCUGGUACAAGUACACCUACAUGGAGGAGAUGCUGGGGAACGUCGCCGGCUGCAGGCAGGCGUUCGAGCGCUGGAUGGAGUGGGAGCCCGACGAGCAGGCCUGGCACUCCUACAUCAACUUUGAGCUGCGCUACAAGGAAGUGGACAAAGCUCGCACCAUUUAUGAGCGAUUCGUCAUGGUUCAUCCCGAGGUGAAGAACUGGAUCAAGUACGCUCGUUUUGAAGAGAGGCACGGCUACAUCGCCCACAGCCGGAAGGUGUACGAGAGGGCGGUGGAGUUCUUCGGAGAGGUUCAUGUGGACGAAAACCUCUUUGUGGCCUUCGCCAAGUUCGAGGAGACACAGAAAGAGUUUGAGCGCGUCCGGGUGAUCUAUAAGUACGCUCUGGACAGAAUCCCCAAACACCAGGCGCAGGAGCUCUUCAAGUUCUACACCAUGUUCGAGAAGAAGUUCGGAGACCGGAGGGGAAUCGAGGACGUCAUCGUCAGCAAACGAAGGUUCCAGUAUGAGGAGGAAGUCAAGGCGAACCCACACAACUACGACGCGUGGUUCGAUUACCUGCGCCUGGUGGAGAACGACGCCGACCCCGACACGGUGCGAGAUGUUUACGAGAGGGCCAUCGCCAACAUCCCCCCCAUCCAGGAGAAGAGACACUGGAAGAGAUACAUCUACCUGUGGAUCAACUACGCGCUGUACGAAGAGCUGGAGGUCAAGGAUCCUGAGAAAACGAGGCAGGUGUACCAGGCCUCUCUGGACCUCAUCCCGCAUAAAAAGUUCACGUUCGCUAAGAUUUGGCUGCUCUACGCUCAGUUUGAGAUCCGGCAGAAGAACCUGCAGGGAGCCCGAAAGGUCAUGGGUACAGCGAUCGGCAAAUGCCCGAAGAACAAACUGCUGAAGGGCUACAUCGAGCUGGAGCUGCAGCUGCGCGAGUUUGACCGCUGCAGGAAGCUCUACGAGAAGUACCUGGAGUUCAGCCCGGAGAACUGCACCACCUGGAUCAAGUUCUCCGAGCUGGAGACCAUCCUGGGAGACGUCGAGAGAGCCCGCGCCAUCUUCGAACUCGCCAUCGGACAGCCGCGGCUGGACAUGCCCGAGGUGCUGUGGAAGUCCUACAUUGACUUUGAGAUUGAGCAGGAGGAGUUUGGAAACACCCGGAACCUUUACAAAAGGCUGCUGCAGCGCACCCAGCACGUCAAGGUUUGGAUCAGCUACGCCAAGUUCGAGCUGUCGAUCGACAGCGGCGAGCGGCUAGAGAAGUGCCGGCAGAUCUACGAGGAAGCCAACAAGGGCAUGAGGAACUGCGAGGAGAAGGAGGAGCGGCUGAUGCUGCUCGAGUCCUGGAGGGACUUUGAGAGGGAGUUUGGCUCCGACAGCACCAUGGACAGAGUCCGGAAGCUGCUGCCAGAGAAGGUGAAGAAGAGGAGGAAGCUGACGGCCGAGGACGGGUCGGACGCAGGCUGGGAGGAGUACUACGACUACAUCUUCCCAGAGGACGCGGCCAACCAGCCCAACCUCAAGCUGCUGGCCAUGGCAAAGAUGUGGAAGAGGCAGCAGAUUCAGGAGGACGAAAGUCCAGAAAAGUCUCCCGAAGCGGCCGAAGAGACGACAUCGCCGCCCUCCGGCGAGCCCGCAGCUGCUCCCGAGAACCUGCCGGAAAACGACUCGGACAGAAACACAGCGGCGGAACAGGAACAGGAGAAGACGUUUGAUGAUCGAGACGACAGCGACAGCAGCAGCGAGAGUGACAGUAAUGAAGAAGAUGAUGGGAAGAAAAAGGGGGAAGAGAACGGAAAGAAAGAGGAGGGCGGAGAUGAAGAUAAAGAGUAGAUUCAUGUUUCCCCGCUCAAACGUUCAGGAUGACGCUCAUCCUGGAUUCAUUUUUCUACUGAAUGUUUUCUUUAACAAAACCAGCUCACGAGAAGUCUUUAUUGUAUGACCAUGUUUUCUGCAUUAUACAAACGUCAAUUCAA